This is a messenger RNA of Entamoeba invadens IP1, 678 nucleotides long. Its product is annotated as protein disulfide-isomerase tigA precursor, putative. The coding region runs from base 1 to 678 and encodes 225 amino acids. Gene Ontology annotation, biological process: protein folding. The transcript has a single exon. Gene Ontology annotation, cellular component: endoplasmic reticulum. The record is from RefSeq and is a predicted model, not a curated record. Gene Ontology annotation, molecular function: protein disulfide isomerase activity. Lineage: Eukaryota; Evosea; Mastigamoebida; Endamoebidae.
AUGGUAUUUUUCCUUUUGUUUUCACUUUGUACUGCAGUCGUUCACGAAUUCACACCCAAAACAUUUAAAGACCCAAAGAUUCGUGUUGUUCUUUACUACGUCGCUUAUGGUGACAACUACAAAAACUUUUUAUCAACAUAUGAAGAGAUAUCAAGGCGACUAACUAUAGAAGUUGGCAGUCUAGACUGCGAAGAAUAUGAAGACUAUUGUGAAACAAAUUCUAUACACACGUUGCCACUAUUAACAGUCAAAACAGCGACAGAAGAAUAUAUCGUGUCCAAACUCAGCACAGACUCUUUGAAACAGACUCUUGCUAAAGUGAAUAUUGAAAUGGAAGACAUCAAGCCAAUUAAUGUUAUUGAUAUGUGUAAAAAUGACGACAGUAAUGUUUUCUCCACUUUAAAGGAACCACUCUUCAUCAAGUUUUAUGCGCCGUGGUGUGGGCACUGCAGAAAAUUGAAACCGGUUUUUGAGAAUGUGUCGCGAACGUCAAAAGUGCAGUUUGCCGAAGUUAACUGCGAUGCUUGCCCGCACAUUUGCUCCAAGUUUUCUGUUUCUUCAUACCCAACUUUAUUGCUAUUCACCCCAGGAAAAGAACCAAUACCAUUCCAAGGCCAGAGGACUGAAGAAACAUUAACGAACUUUUUAACCGAGAAAACGUCAAAAAUUGAACUUUAA